CGGUGCCUGGAGGCGGCGCUGGCCCCACCCCAGCAGCACGCCGCCGCGCCGCUGCUCCCGCUCACCGAGGCCCGGGCGCGGCUCCGCCUCGCGGGCCUGCUGCUGCGGGCGCGGUCGAGGGGCCUCGCCGCCGCCAAGGCCCACCUCGAGCGCGCCCUGCUGCUCCUCUCCCAGCUCCCCUCGGCACCGCCGCGGCUCAAGCUGCUCGCCCACUCCCUCCUCGCCACCGCCUACGGCCUCCUCGGCGCCGUCCCGUCCCAGAAGCACGUGCUCCGCCGCGGGCUGGGCCUCCUCGCCUCCGCCUCCGCGUCGGGGCUCCUCCCCCGCGGCCCGGCGCUCCUCUGGACCUGUAACUUCCAGACGCAGCUCGCCUCCGCGCUCGCCGUCGACGGGGACGCCGCCUCCGCCCUAUCCACCCUGUCCGCCGGCGCCUCCGCCGCCGCAGAGCUGGGAAGCCCCCAGCUCGAGCUCUUCUUUGCAGCCACCGGCCUCCACGUCCACCUGCUCUGCUGGGAGGACAACUCCGCCGUUGAGGCCGCCGUCAACCGCGCCUCCCAGCUCUGGGAAGCACUCCCUGCCGAACAGACGGAGCAAUGGACCGGGCUCUUCUUCUACACGGAACUGCUGCAGACCUUCUACCUCUUGAGGACAUGCGACUAUAAGGCUGCCUCGCAGCAUGUGGAGCGGCUGGACACUGCGGCGAAGAAAGAGAUGCAGAAAGGAGAGCGCGUUAAGGAGCUUGCUACUGAGCUUGGCACAGUGGAGAGAACGCUUGCGCAACCAGGGUUGAAGGAGAGGGAGAGGUCAGCUCUAGCGCACAAGCAGAGGCAGCUGAAGUACCAGCUGCAAACAUUGUGUGGCUAUGACAAACUGAAUGAUGUGUUGGAGUAUGGGGAUAAGUUGCUGCUGGCACCGCCACCAAUGCAUGGGGAGUGGCUCCCGCGGGCUGCAGUGUUUGUGCUGGUGGAUCUCAUGGUUGUCAUGGUGAGCCGGCCAAAAGGGAUAUUUAAGGAGUGUGGAAAGAGAAUUCAUUCAGGGCUGCAGCUCAUUCGUGGGGAACUCUCGAAGCUUGGGAUUGUGGAUGGUGUGACAGAGGCAAAUUUGGAACACUCAACAAUAUGGACAGCUGGCUUGUAUUUGAUGCUUUUACUUCAAUUCUUGGAAAAUAAAGUUGCUGUGGAACUCACGAGAUCAGAGUUUGUUGAAGCCCAAGAGGCUUUAGCUCAGAUGAUAAACUGGUUUACUCGCUUCCCAACAAUCCUCCAAGGUUGUGAAAGCACAAUUGAAAUGCUAAGGGGACAAUAUGCACAUUCUGUUGGCUGCUUUGAUGAGGCCGCAUUCCAUUUCCUUGAAGCAGCAAGGCUGACAGAGAGCAGAUCAAUGCAAUCUAUGUGCCAAGUGUAUGCAGCAGUAUCUUACAUUUGCAAGGGUGAUGCAGAAUCAACUUCGCAGGCACUAGAAUUGGUUGGUCCUGCAUAUAGAACCAUGGACUCAUUUGUUGGCGUGAGAGAGAAGACCUGUAUCAUUUUUGCUUAUGGACUUUUACUUAUGAGACAGCAGAAUCCACAAGAAGCAAGGCUUCGCCUUGCCGGUGGUUUGAGAAUAGCACACCAACAGUUGGGUAAUAUCCAAUUGGUUUCUCAGUAUUUAACAAUAUUGGGUACAUUAGCACUUCAAUUACAUGACUGUGUACAAGCCAGAGAGAUCUUGAAGUCGUCACUGACAUUAGCUAAGACACUUUAUGACAUCCCAACACAAAUUUGGAUCUUGUCAGUAUUUACAGAGUUAUAUCGAGAAUUGGAAGAAAGGGAGAAUGAAAUGGAAAACUCCGAGUAUGAAAGGAAGAAAGAAGAUGAUCUGCAAAGAAGGCUUUCAGAAGCCCAUUCUAGUCCGUUUCACCCUGAGUUGGUGGAGAAGACCAGAAUCCAAGUUCAGCAGCUGCACAACUCGUCAGCAGAGCAGCAGGGGAUGCCUGGCACGACAAUGGCGAAUGCUGACCUCGACAUCCCCGAGUCAGUAGGGCUGUCUGCUCGCCAGUCGUCUUCUGUCAAGAGGCUGAUCGAUCCCAGCUCGGUGAGGCGUAGUAACAGGAGGCGGCCGUCCUGACAAGAUCCUGACCUGAUGUUUUGGGUGCCUUGCCCAUCAAAUUGGGAAGGAAUGGAACAGCAGGCUCACACACACAUAUAUAUCAAACGGUUGGGAUAACAGCAAUGGAGGAGCCGUGACAUUGUGAGGUUGUAGGUGCUGAUUUAUUUGAUUAAUUGUUUAUGUGUAGCUAAGCAUUCUAGAUUGCACUGUAAACAGAAGAGGGAGCAAAGAACCGAGCUAGGUGUGGUUGUAUGGGUGUAAUCCCAGAUUUAAGAAAACAAAAAAGGUAGCCGCGGAUUGAAUACUGUUAGCGAUCAUAUUUGUAGUUAAAACAAUCUUAUAUUGUGAAGUAAACAAGGGAGUUCGUUUCAUUUGUAGGGCACUUCAAGGAAUCAAAAGGAUAGUUGCAGUUUGAAUGGU
Messenger RNA from Oryza brachyantha (malo sina), 2508 nucleotides. Its product is annotated as sister chromatid cohesion protein SCC4. Gene Ontology annotation, molecular function: protein binding; double-stranded DNA binding. The transcript is spliced from 10 exons. Gene Ontology annotation, biological process: maintenance of mitotic sister chromatid cohesion; mitotic sister chromatid cohesion. The record is from RefSeq and is a predicted model, not a curated record. Gene Ontology annotation, cellular component: SMC loading complex; chromatin. The annotation marks the transcript as partial. NCBI's taxonomy places the organism in Eukaryota, Viridiplantae, Streptophyta, Magnoliopsida, Poales, Poaceae.